This is a messenger RNA of Dromaius novaehollandiae (emu), 1732 nucleotides long. It is a transcript of the gene CDC34, whose product is annotated as cell division cycle 34, ubiqiutin conjugating enzyme. The transcript has 5 exons. The record is from RefSeq and is a predicted model, not a curated record. The coding region runs from base 157 to 864 and encodes 235 amino acids. Gene Ontology annotation, molecular function: ubiquitin conjugating enzyme activity. Gene Ontology annotation, biological process: ubiquitin-dependent protein catabolic process; protein polyubiquitination. NCBI's taxonomy places the organism in Eukaryota, Metazoa, Chordata, Aves, Casuariiformes, Dromaiidae.
GGGCGGACUACAGCUCCCGUGGUGCCGCGCGCGGGCGGCUCAGAGCAGCGCGCGGAGCAGCAGGAGCCGCCGCCGCCGCCUCCCCGCGGCCGGGCCCAGUCCGGCGCGCCCGACCCCGGCCCCGACCCCGGCCCGGGCCCCGACCCCGACGCCGGCAUGGCGCGGCCGCUGGUGCCCAGCUCGCAGAAGGCGCUGCUGCUGGAGCUGAAGGGGCUGCAGGAGGAGCCCGUGGAGGGGUUCCGGGUCAGCCUGGUGGACGAGGGGGACCUCUACAACUGGGAGGUGGCCAUCUUCGGGCCCCCCAACACCUACUACGAGGGCGGCUACUUCAAGGCUCGUCUCCGGUUCCCCAUUGACUACCCCUAUUCUCCUCCUGCCUUUAGGUUCUUAACCAAAAUGUGGCACCCCAAUAUCUACGAGACCGGCGAUGUCUGCAUCUCAAUCCUCCACCCGCCCGUGGACGAUCCGCAGAGUGGGGAGCUGCCGUCUGAGCGAUGGAACCCCACCCAGAACGUGCGGACCAUUCUUCUGAGUGUGAUCUCACUGCUGAAUGAACCCAACACGUUUUCUCCAGCCAAUGUGGACGCUUCAGUGAUGUACCGCAAGUGGAAGGAAAGUAAAGGGAAGGAUCGGGAGUACACGGACAUCAUCAGGAAGCAAGUCUUGGGAACAAAGGUGGAUGCUGAGCGGGAUGGUGUGAAGGUCCCCACCACUUUGGCAGAGUACUGUGUGAAGACGAAGACUCCAGCCCCGGAUGAAGGCUCAGACCUCUUCUAUGAUGACUAUUAUGAAGAUGAUGAGAUGGAGGAGGAAGCAGACAGUUGCUAUGGUGAUGAGGAUGACUCUGGCAAUGAGGAAUCUUGAUGGCUUUCUGGCAGUUGCAAAACUUACUAUAAACUACUGAAUUUUACCUCAACUAGGACAAACUGGUUUGAAUUUAGGAUCUGUCAGCCCUGAAAUUAACUCUCUACCUCGCAGGGAGACUGUUCUGCUGUUGUAAAGGAAAAUACACCACUGUCUUUGUUUAAGAAAAAAACAAAAACAAAAAAGAAAACAAGAAAAACCCACCCAAACCCUAUUUUGUAAACAUCCUGGGUGUGGGGUGAGGGGAAGGGAAAGUCGCAUCGAGGCAUUCACAGAUCCACGGUAACCGGGGAGCCGAUGGCCCUGGCUGGAUUGAGGAAUGACAGAAAAACCUGGUGUUGGCUGCCCUUUGGGGCAUGUCCGGCUCCUCUUGAGCCUUGCAUGGGAGAAAUGGUUUUGGGAGGCUGUGGAGCUGCUGAAUAGUCACUUUGGGUGGGAGGUGCGUGAGCUUUUAUGUAGCUUUCUACAGCCUUUAAGCUGUCAGUGGGAACGGUGUCAGGGUAAGCAACGCUUCCCUCCUGCUGCCUGUGGCCUUGGCCUCUCCCCGGCGUGGCCGGGCUGCGGUGCUCGCGGCUGCUAGAAGGAGCAGGUGGGCGCUGGCGUGGCUCAGCCCGGUCCCCUGCGGGAGCCUUGUGCCCCUCUUCCCGUGGCACCCUGUGUGGAGCCGGACCCCGAGCGUCGGCUGCAGGGGGGCAGGACCGGGGUGGUGGGAGCGCUGGAGGCAGGACAUCCAGCGCAGCUAGCGGGCACUGACGCGGACAGGGGCAGUUUGUAGUUUUUAAACUAGCUGGGAGGGGUGGGGUAGUUCCGAAUCCUUCUGCUUCUCUGUUUUUUGGAAACUAUUUAAUAAAGUACUUUAAGGGAAAAA